Messenger RNA from Pungitius pungitius (ninespine stickleback), 4900 nucleotides. It is a transcript of the gene pik3cb, whose product is annotated as phosphatidylinositol-4,5-bisphosphate 3-kinase, catalytic subunit beta. Gene Ontology annotation, cellular component: cytoplasm; plasma membrane; phosphatidylinositol 3-kinase complex. Gene Ontology annotation, molecular function: 1-phosphatidylinositol-3-kinase activity; 1-phosphatidylinositol-4-phosphate 3-kinase activity. The coding region runs from base 307 to 3558 and encodes 1083 amino acids. The transcript is spliced from 24 exons. Lineage: Eukaryota; Metazoa; Chordata; Actinopteri; Perciformes; Gasterosteidae. The record is from RefSeq and is a predicted model, not a curated record. Gene Ontology annotation, biological process: cell migration; phosphatidylinositol 3-kinase/protein kinase B signal transduction; phosphatidylinositol-3-phosphate biosynthetic process.
GACUUGACAGCGAGGGGCGGAGGGAGAGCCGGCGGAGGGAAACGCAGCAGCAGCAGAGGUGGUGGCGAGUGAUUCACCUUCAGUCCACCUGCGAGGUCCGUAGCUGCUUAACGGCUUCCAGGCGAUAUUUCACGUCCCGCGGGUUCAAACGGCCGUCGACCUGUCACUGGAGAGAGGGACCUUAAAAGAUGCAGUGUCACAGCCGCUAUCCAGACACCCCCAGCAAGGAGCAGAGGACCAGGCAAUAAGACCCUUUAGGACAGAAGGUCCUUAUGGUGGAGGUGGUGUGCGCUGCUGCCCUUUGCCAUGCCUCCUGCCAUGACAGACCUCCUGGACAUAUGGGCGGCCCACUCGGCCCUGGCCGGCCACGUUCUGGACCAGGUCACCGUGGACUUCCUGCUGCCCACCGGCAUCUACAUCCAGAUGGACGUGCCCCGCGAGGCCACCAUUCAGCACAUCAAACUGCUCUUAUGGAAGCAGGCUCAGUCGUUCCCGCUGUUCCCCUCCCUGGGGGAGAUGGAGAGCCACAUGUUCGAGUGCGUCAACCAGGCCGCCGUUCACGAGGAGCUGGAGGACGAAUCCCGCCGGCUGUGCGACGUGCGCCCCUUCCUGCCGGUCCUCAAGCUGGUGACGCGCAACUGCGGCCGAGCGGAGCGCCUGCUGGACUCCAAGAUCGGCGUGCUCAUCGGCAAGGGUCUCCACGAACUCGAUGCCAUAAAUGACCAGGAGGUGAAGGAUUUCCGCAGCAAGAUGUUUCGCCUGAGCGAAGAGAGGAUGCAGAAGGUCCAGAUGAUGACGUGCACGGAGUGGCUGCAGGCCUGCUUCUCCCCGCAGCUGGAGCCCCCGGCGGGGGGGGGGGCGGCCGUCACCGAGGGGCUCAACGACCGGCCGGCCGACCUGAAGGUCAUCAUCCACUUCGACCAGUCUCAGGACUCGGCCAGCCUGAAGGUGGCGCCGUCCUGCGUCCCCUCCGAGCUGAUGGAGCUGGCCCUGAAGAAGUGGCUGACCACCCACGGGCCAGAGGAGGAGGAGGAGGCGUGGCGGGGUCAGUACGUGCUGAGGGUCAGCCACUGUCUGGAGUUCCUGUGUGGAGAGCAGCCCCUGAUUGAGUACAAGUACAUCCGCUCGUGCAUGCAGGCCAAGGAGCCCCCGCACCUGACCCUGGUCCACUCCAGCACCGUCAAGGCCAUGUUCGACAAGGAGAUCUCCGCCAUCGGCGCCGUGGUUAGCCGCAAGUCCUCCAACCCGCCCCUCCCGCUGCCCCCCAAGAGACGGGUUCCCACGCUCGUGCAGACGUGCGUGUGGGACGUGUCCAGGCCGUUUAAAAUCGUCCUGGUGAACGGCAGCAAGGUGAACGCAGAGGAGAGCGCCAAGGUCCAGGUGAGGGCGGGGCUCUUCCACGGCACGGAGCUGCUCUGCAAGCCGGCGGUGAGCAGCGAGAGCUGCGGGCGCUCGGACCACACGUGGAAGGACAGCACGCUGGAGUUCGACCUCCCCGUCUGUGACCUGCCGCGCAUGACCCGCCUCUGCUUCGCCAUCUACGCCGUCAUGGACAAGGUGAAGAAGCAGAAGUCCACCAAAAACCUCCACAUAAACAAGUACCAGACCAUCCGCAAAGCAGGGAAAGUGCACUACCCCAUAGCCUGGGUCAACACCAUGGUGUUUGACUACAAAGGCCAGCUGAAGACCGGAGACAUCGUCCUGCACUGCUGGUCCUCCUUUCCUGAUGAGCUUGAAGAGAUGCUGAACCCCAUCGGAACCAUUCAGACCAACCCGUACACUGAGAACGCCACGGCGCUGCACAUCCACUUCCCCGAGUACAUGUCCCACGCCGUCGUCUUCCCGCCCUUUGACAAGAUAGUGGAAAAAGCCGCAGAGAUCGCCAGGGCAAAUGACUCCGUGUUGAUGGGUCGCGGGUGGAAGAAGUUCCACAUCGAGCUGAGGGAGAUCAUGGAGCGCGACCCGCUCUCUCAGCUGUGCGAGAACGAGAAGGAUUUGAUUUGGACGCUUCGCCACGACUGCAAAGACAAUUUCCCUCAGUCGCUGCCCAAGCUGCUGCUCUCCGUCAAGUGGAGCAAACACGAGGACAUGGCGCAGCUCCAGGCACUGCUUCAGGCCUGGCCCAAACUGAGUCCCAGAGACGCUCUGGAGCUUCUGGACUUCAACUACCCAGACCAGUAUGUCAGAAAGUGGGCUGUGGGCUGUCUGCAGGAUAUGAGUGAGGAGGAGCUGUCGCAGUACUUGCUGCAGUUGGUGCAGGUGUUGCGCUACGAGCCGUACUACGACUGCGCCCUCACCCACUUCCUGCUGGAGCGCGCCCAGGGAAACCGCAAGAUAGGACACUUCCUCUUCUGGCACCUGCGGUCAGAGAUCCACAUGCCAGCUGUUUCAGUCCAGUUUGCCCUCAUCCUGGAAGCCUACUGUCGAGGCAGCAUCCCUCAUAUUGAGGUUCUAAAGAAACAGGUGGAAGCCCUGAGCAAGUUAAAGUCUGUGAACGAGCUGAUCAAGCUGGGGACCAUCAAGAACGCGCGGAGUAAGACCAAGGAGGCCAUGUUGACCAAGGAGGCCAUGAUGACUUGUCUGAGGCAGAGCGGCUACUCUGAGACUCUGUCGGACCUGCACUCUCCUCUGAACCCCAACAUCCUGCUGUCCGGCAUCAAUGUGGAGAGGUGUCGCUACAUGGACUCCAAGAUGAAGCCACUCUGGCUUGUUUACAACAACAAGCUGCUGGGGGGAGACACGCUGGGAAUCAUCUUCAAGAAUGGGGACGACCUAAGGCAAGACAUGUUGACCCUCCAGAUUUUGAGGCUCAUGGACCUGCUAUGGAAGGAGGCAAAUCUGGACCUGAGAAUCGUACCGUAUGGUUGCCUAGCAACGGGGGACCGCUCAGGGCUGAUCGAGGUGGUCUCGACGGCCGACACGAUCGCCAACAUCCAGCUGACCAGCAGCAACGUGGCGGCAGCGGCCGCCUUCAACAAGGACGCUCUGCUGAACUGGCUCAAGGAGAGGAAUUCUGGCGACGCGCUGGAUCGGGCCAUCGAGGAGUUCACCCUGUCGUGCGCCGGCUACUGUGUAGCUACGUACGUCCUUGGCAUCGGAGACCGGCACAGCGACAACAUCAUGGUCCGCAGCACGGGACAGCUCUUCCACAUCGACUUCGGUCACAUCCUGGGAAACUUCAAGUCCAAGUUCGGCAUCAAGAGGGAGCGAGUGCCGUUCAUCCUCACGCACGACUUCAUCCACGUCAUCCAGCAGGGCAAGACGGGAUACACGGAGAAAUUUGCCAGCUUCCGUCAGUACUGCGAGGCAGCCUACUUGGUCUUGAGGAAGAACGGCAACCUCUUCAUCACCCUGUUUGCCCUCAUGCUGACCGCUGGACUGCCCGAGCUCACCUCAGUCAAAGACAUCCAGUACCUAAAGGACUCUCUGGCUUUGGGUAAAACAGACGACGAUGCGCUGAAGCAGUUCCGGCAGAAGUUCGACGAGGCGCUGAGAGAGAGCUGGACGACCAAAGUCAACUGGAUGGCUCACAACGUGGCCAAGGACAACCGCUCCUAGAGGUCCCUCAAAGGGGGGGAGGGGGCAGGCAAGAGGACUCUGGGAAGGAGACAUGGUAACCCCCCCCCCCCACCCACCCCCCCUUCCCCUCUGAAACAGAUCACAGCAGCGCCCGCCGUCUGGCAUUGCUAGAAUUACCGGUGUUGUGACGUUUCUGUGGAAUCCUAAUGGGUGGGGGGGCUAAAGUUGGGGGGGGUUUGCGAGUUUUGCACAGGCACGGCAACAGCUGAUGGAGCAGCAGCCAAAGGAAGGGAACUGAAGCCUCCGCCCUGCACACACACACACACACACACACACACACUACUAAAGAGCUGUCAGACAGGACUUGAAACGCAGCUCGUCUGGACACUGAGGAGGGGGGGGGGGGGGGGCCCUCUGCUUUAAGUACAGUGGAGAGGAACUGGUGGGUGUUGCCCACCCCCCCCGCUCUCUAUCCCCCGCUGCCUCCGUGUGCCUCAAACCUGAUGAGAUGAAAGUAUUUUUCAUGAGUUUCUUUUUGCCAUUUCAAGCAGCGUCUAUGUGCCAGACUACUUCAGCAGUCCACAGGGGACACGGGGGGGGACCAGAGAGAAGGAUGGACCGGGGGGAGGGGGGCAGGAGGCCUUCGGUCCGCUGUUUGAAUCUCGCUUCAUGUGAACACUGGAAUGCUUUCGGAAAUACCCGCACGAGAAAAUAAUUCUCUUUUAACGAACCAAACACUUUAUUUCUUUAUUUUAAAUUGUCAUUUCGUGCAUUGUCUCCGUUGAACGUUUUUUCCAAACCCAGAGCAUUAUUGGACAACGCGUCGCCUUCCGCGAGUUAGCGCUCGCCCACGUGUCUUACGGUCAACAAGGACUCCUCGUGGUUUGCUAGCAGGAGAUAGACGAUGCAUUUUAACCCGUCAGGACCAAAACGAGAGGAAAAAUAAGCAACCGUUCGGUGAUGUCAUCGUUCACGUUGCACUUUUUAAUGAUCUGUGUCUGAAUUGAAUGUGAAAAUAUGUGCCGCUCUCUUAAGUGAUAUUUGUUUUUUGUUUUUUUAUACGAGCAGGUGUGGGCGGAGUUUAUCAGGAGGGACAUUACACUGCGAUGAAAAGCUACCUUCUCGUCUUGACACACGAUGCUCCUCAGCGUCUGCAUCUGUUUGUUUGUUUGUGCAAUAUCCGAGUACAUGAACCACACCUUGCUCUAUGAAACUAUGAUGGGGUUUUUUCUGUCGGUGCAUGUGUGAUGCAGCUGUAUUUUGCACCACUGGCCUUAGAACCUCUCAGACACUGGAUAUUGUCAAAUGUACAGGCUUUUAUUGUUUUGCUGUUUUUUGUUUUCAUAAGAGUUUUAUUAAAGUUAUUUUCCACCGUGCUGCA